Messenger RNA from Alternaria burnsii, 4656 nucleotides. Its product is annotated as phytoene dehydrogenase. Gene Ontology annotation, biological process: carotenoid biosynthetic process. The transcript has 7 exons. Gene Ontology annotation, molecular function: oxidoreductase activity. The record is from RefSeq and is a predicted model, not a curated record. Lineage: Eukaryota; Fungi; Ascomycota; Dothideomycetes; Pleosporales; Pleosporaceae. The annotation marks the transcript as partial.
CUAUCCCGACCACAGAGCCAGCACAGGAUGUGGGCACCGAACCGCGUAAACCCAGGUGCUAAACGCACUUCAUCAGUCCAUUCGAUUGUAUCUUUACAGUCAGGGAGCCGCCCCGUAUCGAUGAGUUCGCCUCAGAUGCAGAGACAAUCGAGGAGCUAUGAAUCGGACAACUACUCUGACCUAGGUUCAGAAGACGAACAGCCGUACACCCGAGGUCCACAGAACACCUCAAUGUCAGCUAUGUCGCAAAUGCAACGACAGCAACCUAACUCCACAGCGAAUCUGGCCCCUCAAAAAGUAGGAAACGACGUUAGCUAUGCUGCCCCCACAAACAGACCGCAAUAUCAAGACCAGAGAACUUUUGUUGAGCGACCAGUGGACGACGAUGCGACUUCGCGGUCCUCUACGCUGGAUGGCAACGAGGAGGAUGUCCCGUAUCCACUGAAAAAGUCAUUGGCGCAUUCUGCCAUCAAAAUGAGCCUCACAGGACAGGAACCGGCAUCUCCAGCACCCGCACCGCACAUUCCCGGCCCUCUAGAGUCGCAGCUUGCUGCCUUGAUGUCCAAGCUUGUCUAUAUCGAACAAGCGAACCCUACCAUAACGGUCAAGCCUGAGGAAUAUGAGCAGACGAUGGCGCGUUUGAAAGCGCUAGAAGAGGAAAAGAAGCUGUGGUGGAAGCGACACGAGGCCAUCUGGAGCCUUCGAGACGAAGACGUGGAGAACAACAUCAAGAUUCGCGGAUUGUUAGCUAGCUGUCGACGCGAACUAGACGCGACCAAAGCAUUACGCGAUGAAGAUCUUCUGAAUGUACAGAUUGUACGGAGCAAGCUUGCGGAAAAGACCAGAGAAGUGGAGCGACUGCAUGCACAGACCGGACGUACCAGCCCGAGCCGAGGGCGUCCAGGCAGCUUUCUCGAGCGGCGCGAUACAACAGAUCUAUUCACUGCGGCCAAGGUGGCAGCUCUUGAGCAACGAGCUCUCGAACUAGAAAAGAGAAACUCGGACCUUGUCGCGCAGUUGGGAACGUCGCGAGGUGGUAGCAUCGAUGACCUGAACCGGGCAACAGCUCACCAGGCAUGGAAAGGGACAGUUGCCGAUCUGGAAUCAAAGAUCAAGGCCAAGGAUGCUGAGAUCUCGCGUCUAAGGGGCCAGGGUGCCUCUGCGGGAAGCGGGCAGAUGGACUGGUACCGGAUUGAAGCGCUACUGGAGGAACAUUCAAGCUACCGUGAGAGCAUCGGAGGCAAGCUGCAGGCUCUCCGGUCGGAGAAGGAGGGACUCAUGAGAGAUCUGCACCGCAAGGAGAACGAGUGCCAAGUGUUGGAGCUCAAAGUGCAGACGCUGCAGAGACGCGCAAACGUACCUUCAUCGUCCACCAUGCAGUCGGCUCUCGUGUCUCUCCUCGCAGUUGCUAAUGCGGCCACCGUACAGGCGGCCUAUUCAUUCGACCCCUUGCAGCAUCUUGCCGGUAUUGCCCCUUACUUCGAAGAUCCGCGCCUUGACCCGAAGCCACCUCAGGGUUGCAAUGUGACGCGCGCUUCGUACCUCAUCCGUCAUGCCGCCAUCUACGCCAAUGACUUUGAUUUUGAGGAGUACAUUGAGCCCUUCACAGACAAGCUGAAGAACACGACAGCGAACUGGCGAAGUGCUGGACCCCUAUCCUUCCUUUCUAAGUGGGAGACACCCAUAAGCGAUGAAGAGCUAGAAGACCUCACUUCCGUCGGCAGGCUUGAAUCAUACAAGCUGGGUGUCGACGUCCGUCUGCGCUAUCCCACCUUCAAGGACCCUGAGCGUGUAUGGACAUCAACUGCUGAGAGGACCGAGCUCAGUGCGUCUUCAUUCAUUGACGGCCUCGUGGCUGAGAGCAACAACACCAAACGCGUUUCCGUGCGCGAAGAUGCUGCUCGGGGCGCAGAUUCUCUGACACCCUACAAGGGUUGCCCCAAGUACAGCUCUUCCUACGGUAGUGACCAGUCAUCUCAAUACCAAGAAACGUACACCAAGCCCAUCGUCGACCGUCUGAAUGCGUAUGCCCCUGCCUUCAACUUCACCGCCGAUGAUGUCGUGGGCAUGCAGCAGCUGUGCGGAUAUGAGACUGUGAUCCGUGGCUCUUCACCAUUCUGUUCUCUCGAACUCUUCUCCCAGGACGAGUGGCUCUCCUUCGAGUACAUGAAUGAUAUCAUGUAUUUCUACAACACCGGCUAUGGAAGCACGCAGCUGUCGGGCGCCCUUGGCCUUCCUUGGCUCAACGCUUCCGCCGUCGAAAUGCUCUCCGACGAGGCCGACCAGGAUCUCUACGUCUCCUUCACGCAUCGCGAGUUGCCUCCUACCGUCGUAGUCGCUAUGGGCCUCUACAACAACUCUGCCUAUUCCGGAUCGAACAACCCCAACGCGACGAUGCCGCUCGACAGGCCCAACCACUCAAGAGCAUGGAGGUCAUCAAGAAUUCUACCUUUCUUGUCCAACAUUGCCAUUGAGAAAAUGACUUGCGACAGCUACGGAUUCUCUGCCGACGAGUAUUUCCGAGUUCUGGUUAACAAGGAUCCACAACCGCUGUCUUGUGCUGACGGCCCAGGAGAGAGCUGUUCCAAGAGCGCGUUCCAGGAUUUCAUUCAAGAAAGAGCCGCACUUUUUGGCGGAUAUACUGAGGAGUGCCAACCAGAGUACUCAAACUCUACUGACAUUCUUACUUUCGUUCACGUGCGAAACACAUGUGCCGAUGCGACUCAACAAGUGUUCAAGGUGCAUCUAGCCCUAUUGAUUUUUGUAGACGUCAUGACUAGCAGUCUUGGGUGCACUGAUCCAGGAAUACCCGAGUGUGGCGCGCUACAACGCGUCUUCUUUACAACGCUCAUCGCAAUUGUGCCGCUUCUCAUACAUUUACCAGUCUACCAAAUGGGAGACCAUAUCGAGAACAAGGGCACGCGCCCUAGUGCGAUCGUUGUCGGUGCUGGUGCCGGAGGUGUCGCGACUGCAGCGCGACUUGCGGCAGCAGGCUACAAGGUGACUGUAGUCGAGAAGAAUGACUUCUCCGGCGGGAGAUGCAGUUUGAUACAUCGCAACGGAUAUAGGUUCGAUCAAGGCCCGAGCUUGUUGCUGCUUCCUCGAUUCUUCCACGAGACAUUCGAGGAUCUUGGGACCUCACUCGAUGCCGAGGGCGUCAAGCUGGUCAAGUGUGAACCGAAUUAUAACGUUCAUUUCCACGAUGACACUACGUUCAAGCUCUCAACCGACAUCUCCAUCAUGAAGGGUGAAAUCGAGCGUUUUGAAGGAAAAGACGGCUUCGAGCGAUACCUUGGUUUCCUGCAAGAGUCGCAUCGACACUAUGAAGUUUCCAUCAUCCAUGUGCUGAAGAAGAAUUUCUACUCGUUACUGAGCAUGGUUCGCUUCGAUUUCUUGUUGCAUCUCUUCGAGCUGCAUCCGUUCGAGAGUAUCUACUACCGAGCGAGCAAAUACUUCUGGACGGAGAGGUUGCGAAGAGUCUUCACAUUUGCAAGCAUGUAUAUGGGUAUGAGCCCAUUUGAUGCUCCGGGAACCUACAGUCUGUUGCAAUACACGGAGUUGGCUGAGGGUAUUUGGUAUCCCAUUGGCGGCUUCCACAAAGUGGUGGAAUCUCUUGUCAACGUUGGUGAGCGCUUGGGCGUUGAGUUUAGGUUCGAUAGUCCGAUCCGCAACAUACAGCUUUCAGAUGAUGGGAAGCGUGCCACCGGCGUUGUCUUUGAAGACAACACCAAGGAACCGCUAACCGCCGAUGUUGUUGUUUGCAACGCAGAUUUGGCAUAUGCAUACAAUCAGCUUCUUCCCUCUUCCUCAUUCGGGCGAUCUCUCUUAAAACGUCAGGCUUCUUGCUCCAGCAUAUCCUUCUACUGGGCACUGGACCGACAAUUCCCUGAACUAAGCGCUCACAACAUCUUUCUCGCCGAAGACUACAAGGAAAGUUUUGAUAGCAUCUUCAAGCAGCACCUGAUACCAGAUCAACCCAGCUUUUACGUCAAUGUCCCGUCCCGCGUUGACCCUUCUGCGGCGCCAGAGGGGUGUGAUUCUAUCGUCAUCUUGGUACCGGUUGGGCACUUGGAAAGCGACUCGACGAACUCGCACAAGGGCUCCAAGCACACGAAAGGCCUAACUCAAGAUUGGGAUUCUAUGGUAGCAUCAGCGCGCGACACUGUCAUCAAAACCAUGGAAGCACGACUCAACAUCUCACUCGGUCCCCACAUUAUCGAAGAAACCAUCAACACGCCGCCUACAUGGAAGUCCUCAUUCAACCUCGACCGUGGCGCUAUCUUGGGCCUGAGCCACUCCUUCUUCAACGUGCUCAGUUUCAGGCCGAAGACCAAGCAUCGCAGCAUCGAAGAUCUGUACUUUGUCGGUGCAAGCACUCACCCAGGUACUGGAGUUCCUAUUGUGCUCGCUGGUGCCAAACUGGUUACUGAACAAAUACUCUACGAUCGGGAGCAAGAGAGUCGCAUCCCGUGGCGCCCGCUAGGCACGAAAGAGACCAAGGCGUCGCCAGGUCCUCUGGAUCGGACACAAAACGGACCAUAUCUCAGUUGGCUCGUUUGGAUACUGUUGAGCAUCUUCCUCGUGUUUACGACUGUACCUGGUGCUUUGUACUAUCAAAAUCAAAAGGCUGGCAAUGGGUUGAUGGGUGAUUGGUAA